UCUAAAGUUUUGGUGCUAAAUAGGAAAAGGAUCUAUCUGAAGGAGACCCUGCAGUUGCUCUGCUGUCCUCUAGAGGCGGUAAAUGGAAGUGUUUCACUCAGUUUCACAGCUGGACGGCGCUGUCACUCGUUCACUCUCUCUAUUUUUUCAUGUAAUUGUCUGUUCGCUGAAACCAUCACACUUUCAUAAGCACAUGUUCAUCAUUUGCUCAUUUACAUUAUUUAUAUGUUGAGAGAACUCGAUCUCGAUCUAAACUGUGCCGGAGGAUUAGUGUCUGUUUUUGCGUCAGAUCUGCAGUAAACUUCAUCUGAACUUCUGUGUGGAGGGAACCGAUUCAUAUUGAAGUGUUUUAAUCACGACAACAACAUGAAGAUCAUUCAGCUUCAGCUCUAUGUAUUAAUCUGUUGUCGAGCUGCAGUGUCAGAUCAACUCACUGAUGUGGGAUCAAAUGUGACCAUAAACUGUGAUCUUGAUGAAAAUGAGGUUUAUUGGAUUUUACUGAAAACACCAGAUCCUCCAACAGUGAUUCUACGAUCAUUCCCAACACCAAAGUCACCUUUUUACACAAAUAAUGCAUUCAGAAAGAAAUAUUCUGUGAUAUUUAAACACCGUCUGGUUAUUAAUAAUGUAACUGCUGAUGAAUUAGGAGUUUAUUACUGUAUGAAAACAGGCACACCUCCAAAACUCAGCAACAGCACCAGACUGCACUUCACCGAAUCAACUCAACUGACCGAGUGUCUCAAUCACACAGUGGUGGAGUUUAUUGAUCAGAAUCAGACACAAUGGCAGAUUAUUAUCAUCAUAUCUGGACUGAUGAACGGGCUGCUGCUCAUUGUGCUGAUCGUUUUUGCAGUUAGAAAAACAGAACGGCUGGAAAAAAACAUUUAUAAUCCUGAUUUACUGCUGACAAAAGUUAUGUAUGAGCCUCAGGACCCAAACCUAUCAGGAUGCUGA
Molecule: messenger RNA, 954 nt
Organism: Rhinichthys klamathensis goyatoka
Lineage: Eukaryota; Metazoa; Chordata; Actinopteri; Cypriniformes; Leuciscidae
Exons: 5
Coding region: 367-954 (195 amino acids)
Source: RefSeq, a predicted model, not a curated record